Molecule: messenger RNA, 6248 nt
Organism: Dermatophagoides pteronyssinus (European house dust mite)
Lineage: Eukaryota; Metazoa; Arthropoda; Arachnida; Sarcoptiformes; Pyroglyphidae
Gene: RhoGAP100F
Product: Rho GTPase activating protein at 100F
Biological process (GO): signal transduction; cell projection organization; cell migration
Cellular component (GO): synaptic membrane
Molecular function (GO): GTPase activator activity; protein binding
Source: RefSeq, a predicted model, not a curated record
UUCAACAACAACAACCAAUGAUUAUUAUGCAACCAACAAUUGCUGUACCACCAACAGCCACAUAUCAACAACAGCGACCAUUAUUACAACAACAACAACAACCGGCAAAUUUAUCAAAUUCAUUAAUGUCAUUUUGUUGUGGUGGUUGUCGAAAGAAUGGUUUCGCAAACAAUCCGCAAACACAGUUAUUAAAUCCAUCAGUUAGUAAUAAUUAUCUUUAUCAACAACAUUUUCAACAUUUACAACAGCCAAAACAACAGCGUUUACAACAACAACAGCAACAGGCUUCCGCAACGAUACCCACAUCAUCAUUUAUACCGGGAUGUGGUGGUCAACAACGUUAUGUAGGUGGUACUACUACUAAUUAUCUAAUGCCGCAAUCGCAACAACAACAACAAUCGCAAUCGCAACAAGCAAAUAUUAUGUCACCAUCACGUAAUAUAGGUGCCUAUGGAACAAUAACAUCAUCAUCACAGCAACCGCAUCACCAAUCGCAAUCGCAAUAUGGAAAACAAUUAUUAUCCACAUCAUCACCAUUAAAUGGGCCUUAUCAUCAACAGCAACACGGUGGUGGCGGUAGAAUCGUAUCCGAUAUGAUGAUCAUAACACAACCAGAACAAUUUCGUUCACGUAUAUCCGGGUUAACAUCAGAUGUUUUCAGACAAAUUGAACAAGUUGAACAACAAUUUGAUCCAAAUUCAUUAGCAAAUAUACAAUAUUCUGAAUUAGAAAAUCGUGGUGAAAUGAUUAUACGUAUAAUAUCACCAACACAAUUAUUAUCACAAUGGUUAGAUGAUAGUAUUCGACGUUUUGGUGAUUGUUAUGGACAAUUACCAUCAUGGAUACAAUUUGUUGAAAUUAUUAAACGUCCAGGACAAACAUUAGGCCUGUAUAUUCGUGAAGGUGAUGGCCUUUAUACAAUGGAUGGUGUUUAUAUAUCACGUAUUGCCCUUGAAUCCAGUGUUUAUCAAUCUGGUUGUCUACGUGUUGGUGAUGAAAUUUUAGCUAUAAAUUUUGUUGAUGUUUCACGUAUGUCAUUGGAUGAUGUUGUUCUGAUAAUGUCCAUACCAAGAAGAUUAAUAUUAACCAUUCGGUCAAGACCAUUGAAUGCUGAACAUAUGCUUACGAAUCGCAAUAUCUAUGGUACGGGAAUGUCUGAUUCUUGUUAUUAUGAUACGGUAGCUGGUGAUAUUUAUAGUCGUGUUGAUGAUUUACGUUUACAACAACUACAGAAUAAUAAUAAACCGGUUGUUGUUGUUAAACAAAAACAACAACAAUUUACUGAAACAACAACAGCCGCAGAUUUGUUGUUGGAUGAAGAUGAUGAAGAAGAAGUUUAUCAAGCAGCAACAGCCGCUGCUGAAGCUGGUCUUUUGGAUGAUCCAAGUACAGCAGCCGCUGCUGCUGUUGCUGGUUUACAAGAUCCAACACCAGCAAAAGCUGCGGCUGCUGUUGCUGCUGUCAAUGAAAUUAUUGUUCGAAGUGGUAGUUCAUUAGAAUUGUAUGGUGGCAUUGGCGGUGGUUCAAGACCUGGUUCAAGUUUAAUGAUGGCUACAGCACGUCAACGUUAUCGUAAUCAUCGUCGUUUAUUUACAUCCGAUAAUCUUGCUGAUCUUUAUCAAUCUGAAAUGGAAAGAGCUGAAAUUAAUAAUAAUUUAUAUAUGCCAGGUAGACGUGGUACAUUACCUACCGGUUCGCUUAUAACUGCAACCAGCGCCACCACUAUGAUUAAUCAAAAACCAUUACGAACACCAUUAUCAUCAUUAUAUCAUGGUCGAUUAGCACAUCAUCAUCAACAAGGAUCAUCAAGAUCAAGAUCAGCAACUGGUCGUUUAAUGCGUACAUCAAGCGAACAAAUGAUUUAUGGUGGUGGUUAUGGUCUUGGUCUACAUCAACAACAAGAUCCAGUCGAUCAAAUUGAUCAUUUUCUACAACGUUAUCAAUCGGCAAAACAAUCAAUGCGUCAUCGACCACCAUCAUCAUCUCGUAUACGACAUCAUAGUUUUGAUCAAUCAGCAAUGCUACGUAAUUCAUAUUCAACACAAUCAUUACUGGGUAAUUCGAAUUAUUUGACCGGUAGUGUCGGAAUAGGUGGCAGCACUAGUACCGGUAUUUCACAACAACAUGGAAUGGCAAUACCAUUACCAGGUAUGGCUGAAGCUGUUGCAAUUGCCCGUAGACGUUAUCUUCGUGGUGAAACUACUAACGCUGGUGAUGGUUCGGGUAAUAUAUUUGAUACGGGAAAUUAUUCCGAUACUGAACAACAAAAAUAUCGUGCCCGUGUUGAUCAACAACAUUCGAAUAACCGCAGUAAUUCAUUACCAAGAGCUCCUGGUAGUGGCCUUAGUGGUAGUCGUCAUUCUUCAUCACAUCAUCAUCAUCAUCAUCGUGCCAGUAGUAGUUUAUCAAAUCGCCUGCAACAAUUAGAACAAUUAUAUUCAUCAUCGACGACAAAGAAUCCACGAUUAUCAUCAUCGAUUCGACCACAUUCAGCAAUGGCUGAUAAUUACAGUAAUAAAGAUAUUAUUGAUGAUGAUUAUUCAACAUCAGCAGAGUUGUUAGCGCAAAUGCGUCGUAAUGUUCAUGAUCAGCGAAAUCAAUAUUCUGGACAACAACAAAGAUUAUCAUCAACAACACGUUUAGAUUCACUGCGUGCUAGUUUAGCUGAAUCAUCAUCAUCAUCAACUGAAGAUAUUUUGGGUAAAAAUAAUCGUAGUUUGACAUCAUCAUCAAGAACUGCUGCUGCUGCUGGUGGGGCUGGUGGUGGUGCUUCAUCAACAUCAGCCAUAUAUGAAACAAUACGUAAAAGUAAAAUGGCACAAGACCUGCAACAACCACAAUCCGGACGUUUAGCAAUUUCAGGUCAAAUAAUGAUGAUGAAUACGGAUGAUAUGAAAACACGUUAUUCGAAUUUACAAAUGACGAAAAAUUCUACUGAUUCUUCUGGAUUUCAUCAUCAAAAUCGGCCACCAUAUGUGGAUGAUGUGUUGAUGGAUCAAGGCAGUGUUCAUCAGCGACAACCGCAAACAUCAGCGGCAGGAGCGGCGACAACAACAUCAUUAAUAGGACAAAUAUCAACACGUCCAUCACGUAUAUUAAUGAUUGAUCCAAGCGGUUUUCAACAAUAUGGUCCGGAUUUACAUCGACAACAACAAGCGACAAUGUCAACGGGUAGUUCGAGCGGAAAAUUAAACGAUGGUCAAAUUGCCGGUUAUAGUGGAUUAUUGGUCAUUCAUUUGCUGGGUGUACGUGGUCUACAAUUUGAUCAUUUAAUUCCGGCAAAAAAUUUAUCAGCAGCGACAUCGACAGCGACAGCGGCGACAACCAAACGAGUAUUAUAUUCAGUUGUUGAAUGUGAUCGAAUAUAUAAAGCUCGAACAGUUGCUGUACAAUCACAUGAAAAUAAUAAUACAAAUUUUGAUUGGGAUGAAGUAUUCGAUAUUGAUCUAUUUGAUACAAAAGAAGUUUCAUUUUUAUUCUAUACAUGGGAUCAAUCAUUACCUGAUUUAAAUAUGCGUCAUAAACAAUGUUCCAAAGGAACGAUACAUUUACCAUCGAUUCCUGGAUUGAUUACACAACAUGUUCAUGCAUUUGAAUUACGGUUAUAUGAUACACCUGGUGCAAUGUUUUAUAUUAAGCUGGAAUAUCAUGAUUUAACGCAAACAUUUAAAAGAUCAAAACGUAGUGGUGGUGGUGUUGGUGGUAAUUUACGCACAACAAAUCGAUCAUCAAUCGGUGGUAAUAUUGGUGGCAAUGAGCAACCAUUAUUCGGUGUUGAUCUGGAAACAAUUAUACAACGUGAACAAUCCGGUUAUUCAAUACCGAUAAUAAUAAAACGUUGUUGUGAUGAAAUAGAAAAACGUGGUUUAUAUAUGUUAGGUAUUUAUCGUCUUUGUGGUUCAUCAUUAGUUAAACGUACAUUACGUGAAUCAUUUGAAAAAAAUUCAUGGUUAGCUGAUAUUAGUUUGGAAAAUGUUCCCGAUAUUAAUGUUAUAACAAGUUUGCUCAAAGAUUAUCUACGCGAACUACCUGAACCAUUAUUCAAUAAAGCAAUGUUUGAUAUGAUGGAUGAUGGUUUAAGUGUUUGUGUACCGGAUGAUCCAACCGGUAAUGCAAAAUUAAUGUUUUCAAUAUUGGAAUGUCUUCCUAAAUCACAUCGGAAUACGGUAUUAUACCUGAUGGAUCAUAUAAAAUUAAUACAUAUAAAUUCGGAUCGUAAUAAAAUGACAUCACAAGCAUUAGCAAUUUGUUUUGGACCAUUAUUUUCUUGUCAUGAUCAAUCGGAUUCGGUUUAUAAACCAAUACAGGUGUUUAAAUUUCUGUUGGAUAUUUGGCCACGACGUAAAGGUGCAAUGAAUAUGCUUAAAAAAUCGGACGAUUUUAACCCUCAGUCAUCAUUGAUGGAUGGUGGUACUGCAUCUUUAUCAACAACAACGACCAUUGCUUCCAAUAUUCGAUCACCAUCAUAUCGAUCGCCAAUGAUUGCGGAUAGUUUUACCACCACCACUUCUUCUUCUGUUGAUCAUCCUCAUCACCAUCAUCAGCAACAACAUCUUUAUGAUUCACCAUCAGAUCCAUCAUCAUCAUCAUAUCGUUUUCAAUCGAAUAUUUUACAAAUGGAUGGUUCACCAACUAAAUUAUCAACUGCGUUAACAACCGCAACGACGACAACGACAACCAGCAUUAGCGGUACAGGCCGAUUAUUACCAUCAACACAGAAUGCAACCCGUACAAUAUCCGCAUAUUCAUCGGCAACAAAUUCCAUAUCCAAAUAUAAGGUUCCUGCCGGUUCAACUGGACCUUUAAUGUUGAAUUCAUCAAAUGCUGGGGUUACCGCAACAACCACUACCGCAAUUACAACCACCACCACAUCAUCAAGUCGAAUCAGUUCGAUUGAUUCGAUUUUAUCAUCAUCAUCACCAUAUCGAUCCCGUUAUGGUACGUCAUCAAUGAAUGCGACAAGCUCAUUAGAUUCGAAUAAUGAUAUUCGAACAUCAGCAACAUCAUCAUCAUAUCGAUUUUCAACUUCUUCGGCAAAUUCGGAUUAUUAUUCCAAAGAUUCAUCUUUGAUCGGUGGUGGUGGUACUACUAGUGGUGGAUUAUCUUCUUCACGUUCACCAUAUUUAUCAUCAUCAUCAUCAUCAUCAUUACAAAAAAAUCAAUAUACCGAUAGUGAAGUUAUUGAUCAAACAUAUAAAAAAUAUCUUAAUAAUCCAUCAACAACGACAACAACAAUAUCGUCAUCAUCGAUUAGCGAUAUAAUGAUUACAUCAUCGACAACAACCGCAACCAAUGAAGGAUUAUAUUCUACUGUAAACAAACCAUCAUUGAUGAGCACAACAAAACGAUCAUUAUUGUUCGAAGAUUCGAAUCGAAUAUUGAAUAAAACGAAUGAUCCAUUACAAGAUGAUGAUGAUGAUGGUGGUGGUGGAUCAUUAUCAUCAAUCAAAAAUUUACGUUCAUCAUCAUCAUAUCUAAAUGAUAAUAAUGAUUUACCAUCAUCAACAAUGACAUCAUCAUAUCAUCAUCAUCAUCAAAAUAAUCAUAAUUCGCCUACAAAACCACUUAUAACUGGUAGUGGACCAUCAUCAACACAGCUUUAUCCAUCAAGAUUAAAUAAUAUUAUUAGUAGUAAUAGCGGUAGUAAUACAAUGAUAACUAGCUCAUAUACCACUGGAUAUUCAUCAUUAUCAUCAUCAUCAUCAUUAUUGGGCCGUAAUAUUGAUGAUAAUUCUGCUUCCAAUCCAUUAACAACAACAACAACAAGUAAGUUUGCCUCAUCAUCAUCGAUGACCAAUCAUCAUUUGGAUCGAGAUUUAUUAACAGGAAAUGAUUAUAAUACAUCGUCGUCACGGAAGAUUGGCGGUGGUGGUACAACAAGCUCAACAAUCUAUUCAACGAUCAAUGAUGAUGAUUCAUCGACAACAACAACUAUGAACAAAAUUCAAUCCAUAAUCGAUCAUUCGGGUGAUGAUUCUAUGGUUGGAACAACAUCUACGACAUCAUAUUUCCAACAAUAUCAAACACCAUUAAUUAGUUCAAGACAUUAUUCAUCAACAACAACAACAACAAAUGAUUAUCCUCAUCAUCGUCAUCAUCAACAAAAACAUUUGGAUGAUGAUAAUGUUCUUUAAACAUCGAAAAGAGUGGUAAAUUGAAAACCUAAAUAGUUUAUCCAUCAUCGAUCAUCAAUCAUCCACAGCAUUAUCAUCAUUAUUAUUAUUAUCAUCUAUAUGGGUAGUUUUUUG